This is a messenger RNA of Aplosporella prunicola CBS 121167, 385 nucleotides long. RefSeq lists its product as uncharacterized. Lineage: Eukaryota; Fungi; Ascomycota; Dothideomycetes; Botryosphaeriales; Aplosporellaceae. The coding region runs from base 134 to 331 and encodes 65 amino acids. The transcript has a single exon. The record is from RefSeq and is a predicted model, not a curated record.
UGGUCAUAAUAGUAGUAUAAGAUUUACUAUCUUAAGAGCGAUGUUUCAGGGCCGCUAGAACCCUUGGAUAGAGCGUGAGAAGCACGAGUUAUCCUAUAUACCUAUAGCUCCUUGGGAGUAGUUAAAGAGCUACAUGCCAUUGCUUUUAUCAAGUAUACCAUACCAUACCAUACCAUACCUAUACUUAUAUCUUUCUAUACCCACUAGUGUCUAUACCCCCACGUACACAUACUCCCUCCCACAUACGCACACACAACCCGCACUCCAUACAACCAAACCAGCCAAACAAGUCAAAAAGCCAACCAAACAACCAAGCAAAACAUACAUAUAAUUCCUUUCUCUUUUUUACCUAUCCUACCCCCAACCCACCCCAAACCCCACCCUC